Messenger RNA from Coturnix japonica (Japanese quail), 1890 nucleotides. RefSeq names its product mitochondrial fission factor (gene MFF). Gene Ontology annotation, cellular component: peroxisome; mitochondrial outer membrane. Gene Ontology annotation, biological process: positive regulation of mitochondrial fission. The record is from RefSeq and is a predicted model, not a curated record. Lineage: Eukaryota; Metazoa; Chordata; Aves; Galliformes; Phasianidae.
CGUGACAGCCCGUACGGUGGCCCGGUGGGGUCAGUCCGCCCGGUGGCGGCUCCUCACCUGACGGGUGACUGAGGUGCGCUGCGCUGCGCCCAUCAGCGACACCCGCCCGACUGAGGCAGCGCCGGGGCAGCAGGAGGGACGGGCAGGCUCGUGGUCUCCUUUUGUCAGAAUGAGUGGGGCUGCGUUCCCGUCACCGGCUGCUGAGAUGGCAGAAAUCAAUCGCCUUCAGUAUGAGAUGGAGUACACUGAAGGAAUCAGUCAGCGCAUGAGGGUCCCAGAGAAACUCAAAGUGGCUCCUCAGAAUGCUGACCUUGAGAAGAGCAUCCCAGAAGGAUUUCCAAAUGCCACUGUAACUAUGCAGGUCCCAGAGCGGAUUGUAGUGGCAGGUGAUAGUGAAAACAUUCCACUUUCCAGACCUCCAGACCUUGACCUCCUUCAGUCUACUCCAUUCAAACCACUGGCAUUGAAAACUCCUCCCCGUGUUAUUUCUCUCAGUGAUCGACCACUAGAUUUUUUGGACUUAGAAAAACCUCCACAACAGACCCCUCAAAAUGAAGAGGUUCGUUCAGUGGGAAGACUGAAGAGAGAACGUUCCAUGAGUGAAAAUGCCACUCGACAGAAUGGCCAGCUGGCCAGAAAUGAUUCCAUGUGGCACAGAUCAGAUACUGUCCCAAGAAAUAAAAUGCCACGGUUCCAGUCACCUCUUUCGACUAAGGAUUGCACUGUGACACCAUCAGUGCAACAGGCUCGUGUCUGUCCUCCCAAUAUGUUGCCUGAAGACGGAACUAAUCUUUACUCUGCUCGUGGCAUUUUAUCGUUUAUCCAGUCUUCCACACGUAGGGCUUACCAGCAGGUCUUGGAUGUGCUGGAUGAAAAUCGCAGCUUGGACAAGGACAAUAGGCCAGUGUUACGUGGUGGGUCAGCUGCUACCACUUCCUCUAACCCUCAUCAUGACAACACCAGGUACGGCCUUUCCAACAUGGAUACCACGCUUGAGGGAACACCAGAUGACAUGACUGUUGUAGAUGCUGCUUCCUUAAGAAGACAGAUCGUCAAACUUAAUCGGCGUCUCCAGCUUCUGGAAGAAGAAAACAAAGAGCGUGCUAAGAGGGAGAUGAUCAUGUAUUCAAUUACUGUAGCUUUCUGGCUGCUCAAUAGCUGGCUUUGGUUUCGGCGCUAGGCACAGCUCUGAGAGAUUUAGUAGAUCAAAAUACCAACAAAAUUUGCAAAACUCUUUGUUUCUGUUUCUGAAUUGUAAUGCUGUUUUAUAAUUCAUACACUGGAAACCUCCACCACAGAAAAAGGCUGUAGAAACUGCGGUGUUAAAGGGACACCUCGUUGUUCAGUUAUGCUGUAUUUAAUAGAUUCGCAUUGUGAAUACUCGCAGUAUCCUCCUUUGCAUGCUUCAAUGUAAAUACGGAUCAGCUGAUUUUGAACUGAAGCUUUGUGCAAUGUAAGGAGUGUCCAACAGGAAUAAAGGCUGGAUUUUUGUUGUGGUUAGGAGGGAAAACCCGAUCAAAUUGGGUUUGGAAGAAACAUCAACACAAAGGAAUAAAAACAAGGUUUUAUUGAUCUGUUGUUAGUGCACAUCACGGCACUGCUGGUUCUCCUUCAGUCUCACUUGUAUCAGAGCUGUGCCGUGCUCAAGGAGUGAGUCCUGUUUCAUGAGUAUGUUCCUAGUUUAAGGCUGUUCGGGUCAGACAAUAAAAGGUCUUUGCCAACAUGCAGACUGUCCAGAGGUGUGUAACAUGUUUGUUUCUUUUCAUUUUAGCUUUCAUUUUGCAGAUGUUUUUUCUAUAAAAUACAUUUUUAAGUGAGUCGGGCUGUAAUCAAAAGAUGAUGGUGUACGAGAGCCCACUGCAGUGUAUUUAAUAAAACAAAUAAUUUAAA